Messenger RNA from Corythoichthys intestinalis (scribbled pipefish), 3761 nucleotides. It is a transcript of the gene tns3.2, whose product is annotated as tensin 3, tandem duplicate 2. The coding region runs from base 741 to 3167 and encodes 808 amino acids. Gene Ontology annotation, cellular component: focal adhesion. The record is from RefSeq and is a predicted model, not a curated record. Gene Ontology annotation, molecular function: protein binding. The transcript has 16 exons. Lineage: Eukaryota; Metazoa; Chordata; Actinopteri; Syngnathiformes; Syngnathidae.
GUGACUUAUUUGUGCGGUAUGAGUAUCUUUUACCUGUUUAAGUAUGUGAUAGCGUUUUCAUCGUGGAUUGAUGAUCACCCAUUAACCUCACUCUAUUCCAAGGACAAGAAAACUCAAGUGCAUACUAAUCCAGAUACCUGUAUCAACUGGGACAGGAUGCCGGGGGAGGAAAAGGGCAGUAGAGGAAGGGACUUAGCUGAGCAGGCCUUUUUCAAAACGGUAGUGCCGGCGAAGGCGGAGAUUCAUUGGGACGGAGAAGGCAAGGAAGAAGCAUAGUAGGGAAAGGGGAUUGACAGACAAGAGGGAUUGGGGGUGGGCUGUUUGCACCUUAAAGCAAGUUAUUUGUUUUACUUUGGUGACUGCCUGCGAGCCCAUCGCAUCUCCUAUGCAAUCUCUACUUUUUGUUUUGUUCUUGCAUUGUUUGCCUUCCUGCCUGUCAUCCUCUGUUCCUGUUUCAAGACCUGUGAGAGGAAAAUCAAGCAGUACCUCUAUUGUUCGGCUCAGUCUACAGGGGGAAUAGUGAAAGUUUUCUCCUGAUUCCAGCUACAGUCCAUGUCCCAUCAUGACACUCGUUUCCCAGGGUGAAGAGGAGGAACUAUGACGAAAAAUUUUCAUUUCUGUCAAGUAUCACCUACCAGCCUUAGUUCUGGCCUUUGUGUUGGCUUAUAAGAGUGGACAAGCAGCACAAGGCACAGCUAAGCAAGCUGUCAAUAUUUCUCAGCCUCUACAUUUAAGCCGCCAUGACUGAGCUAGUGACAUGCAGAAAAACAAAGAAAGGGAUGUCUCAAGAUGAAUCUUGCAUGGGACAAACUAUGACUGGGGAGUCUUCAUCCAGUCCAAGGGAGACUGAUAUAUUGGAAGAUGAGGAUGAUGUAGCAGCUACCUCUUCAGAAACGCCAAAUAAUAUGUGCUUCCUUUCUACUGAGAAUCCGCCAGAAGAGCCAAUAUUAGUUUGUGCCGACCUUAAUAACAGCUGGAUUCAAGAGGAAAUCAAAACUGAAAAUAACUUUGGAUUAAAUGGAAACAGCUCGGACAAAAUGUGGAAAGAGAAGCCACCACCUUUGCUGACUCCUCAUUCAUCAGUAAGAGGGCACAGCGGCAAGAAAGCGGCACAGAGUAGUCCGCUGGAAGAGAUGAACGUUUGCAGUGUUUCACAAAACUCUGAUAUUUUAGACUCUUUAGAGUCAACAUAUGCCACAAAUGUGUCAUCUUACCAAGAUGCAGAGCUAGCUUCGUUAUCUGUGGACGUAGAUGACUCAAUAGAGCAGCUGAACCAACUGAUACUGGAUUUGGACCCCACCUUUGUUCCUGUUCCUACUGGUUGUUCCCUCCUGUCCCAAUCCCACUCCCUAAAAGAGAGAGAGCUAAGUGAUACUGGAAAUACUCAUCUGACUGGCUGGAAACGGCAGAAGCAUAUCAGUGAUGUAACUGACUACUCUAGUAUGAGGAUGCACAACAGCGAUCUUCAUGGUCUCAUGUCAGGGGGGGAAGGACCUCAAAACAUGCAUGGGGGUACUCCUACCCAUUUGUCAUCACAGCUGUAUAAGCAGAACUAUUUGGACUACAGCGGACCAAGUGAUAGCUUUGAAUCUGUCCCACCAACUCCAGCCUUUCCAGUGUCUCCUCCAACACCUUAUGUCGAACAGUUUUCAGACUUUUCUUGUAUCAGGACUGGUGGUCAGCGGGCCCAACACAGCUGGGCACAAGAUUCCCGAAGUUUUCUGGAUAGUGCAAACCAUACUGGCAGCUCUAUUGACGGCGAGCUGUUCAGAUCAGACACGCCUGCAAGCUCUGGUUCCUGUCCUCGGAUAUUUGGUUCCAUGUGUUCUGUGUCAUCGAGCAGCCCCCUUCCACACAUAGACAGCAGCACAACACCUCCUGUUUGGCACCAGCAAACUUCUCAGCCCUCAACUCCUAUCAAGCUCAACGCUCCUAAUGCCCACAGUUCACCUCGGCGGGCACUGAAAGGACUGGAUGUGUGCUCAGGGAUCCACAUGGAGACCAAUAGCACAGAUUUAUCCUCCUUGUUGACAGAAAAUGGCCACCUGGAGCACAGCCUGUUGGAGGCCAUGGGGGACCUCAGUGUCCUGGACCUUGGUGGAGAGGGGGAACAACCUCCCCUGUUGCCUGAAAAGAGGCGAGUGAGUGAAGGUGUUGACCUUGGUUCCGGCUUGCCCUAUCUGAGUGGGUUUUUCGGUCUUCACAAUGAGAGCAGUCUCAACCUUUCUUUCUCAUCACUGACCCCAGACACCUUGAGAGGUUUAGGUAGGACCCCAUCGCCUGGAGCAGAGUUUGCCAGUAAACAGGACACUGUGAAGUUUGUUCAGGACACUUCCAAGUUUUGGUAUAAACCUGACAUUUCCAGAGACCAAGCGAUUGCAGUGUUAAAGGAUAGAGAACCAGGCUCUUUUAUUGUCAGAGACAGUCAUUCAUUUCGUGGGGCGUAUGGAUUGGCAAUGAAAGUAGCAACUCCCCCUCCAUCUGUGUUGCAUCAAAGUAGAAAAGUUGGAGAUCCGUCCAAUGAGCUGGUGAGACAUUUCCUGAUAGAGUGUACGCAGAAAGGAGUCCGCCUCAAAGGCUGUCCCGAUGAGCCAUUCUUUGGGAGCCUGACUGCUCUGGUGUGUCAGCAUUCCAUCACUCCUCUUGCUCUGCCUUGCAAACUCAUUCUGCCUGACAGAGAUCCGUUGGUGGAAAUGAGUGACUCUCCUGCAAAGACAGCAGCAAACUCAGCCGCUGAGCUACUAAAGCAAGGCGCAGCAUGUAAUGUGUGGUACCUUGGCUCUGUGGAUUUGGAGUCUUUGACGGGACACCAGGCAGUUCAGAAAGCUACCACGAUGACACUGACAAUGGACCCUCCGUUAGCUUCGACUGUUGUCCAUUUUAAGGUGUCAGCGCAGGGCAUCACACUCACAGACAACCAGCGGAAGCUGUUUUUCAGACGACACUACGCAGUCAAUACAGUCAUUUUCUGUUCGUUGGACCCGCAAGGCAGAAGAUGGACAAGAGGCAGCGGUUCAAAUGCAAAAAUAUUUGGGUUUGUAGCCAGGAAAUCUCAGACUGAGACUGAAAAUAUUUGCCAUCUGUUUGCUGAACAUGACCCAGAACAGCCAGCGAGCGCUAUCGUCAACUUUGUUUCAAAAGUCAUGAUUGGGUCACACAAGAAGUGAACAGAAGGGGUCAUAAGUGUGUCAAAUAAUUGAAACGGAGUGGUCCUUAUUUGACACCUCAUUAUAGUGACAUUCAAAAAUGGGCACCUGAAGAAGAACAUAUCAGUUAACAAGAACUGAAGAGUUAAUACUCAAAACCCUCAAAUCACAUUCUCAAUAUUGCUGCUGUUAGGCGGAAUCCUUGUAUUUUAUCUCCCCAAAAAUUACGUUUCAGCCAAAAACUAAGAAAAAGGCAUGUUAGUAUUUGUCAUAGAUGUUAAUAAUGUGUGUACUGCAAGAAAAAUCCGACAGAGGGAGCCAAAGCUUUUGUUUAUAAUGUAAAUUCUACAGAGGGUUGAAACCAUAGCGCUCUUUGUAAUGCUAUACGUCAAUUGUUGUAUAAUGAUAGUCACAACAAGUAUAAAUAAACAAUUAACAUAAAUAUGUCAAUAAUUUUAUUGGUAAAAUUGUUAUUUGUUUUAGCUUUUACACGUCUUAUUCAAUGCAAUAAAUACAAUAGUAAAGUCUAGCAAAAUGAUUCAUUAUCUUGUAUAGGCCGUAUGUAUAUUUAUAUUUUCUAUUUAUCCAUAUGUAUAAAAUUAUCCCCCCCCCCCC